Molecule: messenger RNA, 3213 nt
Organism: Temnothorax curvispinosus
Lineage: Eukaryota; Metazoa; Arthropoda; Insecta; Hymenoptera; Formicidae
Product: sodium/potassium/calcium exchanger 3-like
Exons: 6
Coding region: 759-2477 (572 amino acids)
Biological process (GO): calcium ion transmembrane transport; intracellular calcium ion homeostasis
Cellular component (GO): membrane
Molecular function (GO): calcium, potassium:sodium antiporter activity; calcium channel activity
Source: RefSeq, a predicted model, not a curated record
UUAUCGUUAGAUGCACGCUGAUUCGCAAAGUUUAAUUAAUUAAUUUUUUAUUAAUUUAUUGAGGAACUCGCAAAACACGAUAAAAGACUUUUCUAUUCAUAACUCGCUCUACUUGCCCACGAGAGAUGACACGAUAAUUAACAAGCACUUGUAUAGCGCGUGAAAAAUUCAGUAAUUAUUUAGUUAGAUUUAUAAUAUUGAUGAAACACUCUGGUGUACCUACUCGAGAGAAAUCAUUAUUUGAAUAAAUUAGGUGUCGUAAAUCAAGCUAUUUGGAGAAUCGAGUAUGGAUCGAAAUCGUGACAAUUGGAACGAUAUCGAGUUUAAUUCGACGUUGAAUCACAAAAGAUAACAAAUGAAAUUCAUCAUGUUAACGAUGUUAAUCACUGAUUAUAUUUGAACUACCGUAUUAAACGCCGCGGACUAUCAUUUUAUCACGAUUUUUGAAGUAAUUGCGUAAAAUUAUAACGAGAAAUCGUUAGCUAAGAGCUCGUUAAGAAUUCAUUGAAUAUUCGUUUUUGCCCGGGUUAACGUACCAGCCGGCCGAGAAGAUUCCAGAAACGGGCGAUCUAUAUAGGAGUGACAUAUCGGUACGCGUUGUAACGAUCGAUAUAAUCCGGCGCACGAACUUUCAUUACGCGUCUUUAUCUAAUUUCGCUCCACUCGACGGCCCAAGGAAGAUAAAGCCCUCGGCCGAGACACGCCGCGCCACGAGUAGGAAGGAGUGUGGGUCUCCUGAUCGACGGAAUUUAUCAUAAAUGCCGUUGCCGUGGCAGAGACGGCAGUUUACUGUUUCGUCUGCGCGUCGCACUGAAAUUCACACCUUCGACGGACACGCGACUCGACGAGUAGUCCCGCGCGAUAUUUAUGCGAGGAUGAGUAUCGCCCCGGCGAUACUCGUCAUUCUUGCGCUACUCAUCGCGUACGCCGACAGUGCCGCGGGUCUGGGACACGUACGACUAGACGUCAACGACGAAAAUCUACCUGCGUCCUCGAUCCUCAAAGGAUUCUCGGAGGAUGGCUCAAUUUCGAACGACAUUCGCGACUGGAUCCAUCUCUUGUCGACAAGUCAGGAAGAUGAGGGCAACUGCUCGGAGCGUUCGAUCCAGGAGUUCCCGGAGGUGUUCACGUACGAGCAGCGUUGUCAGGGCGCGGUGGUGCUCCACUUGCUCUUCGGCUUCUAUUGCUUCAUCCUGACGGCGUUCGUCUGCAACGACUACCUGUUACCGGCGCUCGACAUCAUUUGCACGCGUCUGAACAUCAGCACCGACGUCGCCGGGGCGACUUUCCUCGCCACCGCCAGCUGCUUCCCCGAGCUGUUUGUCAACGUCGUCGGCACAUUUUUAACCGAGUCCGAUCUCGGUGUCGGUACCGUGAUGGGCGGCGCGGUCUUUAACACGUUUGCGACACCGGCGUGCGGCGCGUUAUCGGCGAUGCACGCAAUACCGUUAGAAUGGCGAAUAUUAACUCGAGAUUGUGUGAUUUACGUGAUCUCGGUCGCCGUUUUGGUGAUCAUAAUGUGGGACGGCAUAAUCAAAUUGUACGAAGCAAUCAUCCUCAUGGUACUGUUCGUCGGUUAUUUGAUAAUACUAUUUUCCAGCAAGUGUAUUGUGCGUUGGCAUAAUAAGCUCGCGCAUCUGUACUUUUGCAAAACCCGCAGUACCGAUCUUAACGAGGAAGAAACUCCAAAAAGCAAUGAAGAAUCAAUGCCUGAUGGACUCUACAGGCCUUACUUCCACGGCGAGCUCGUAGUGGAAUAUCACAGAAGAAGCAUCGCAAACCGGAAACCUUCUGCCAAUGACAUAGAGACGCAAAAUCACGUAAAAGAGGUAGAAGAGUAUGUGGAACCAGAUACCCCAUUUGUAUGGCCCACCGGCGGUAAACUGGCCAAAAUCUGGUUCUGCUUCGUUUGGCCAUUAAAACUAAUAUUGUUCGUUACCAUACCGGACAGCAGGUAUAAACGAUGGAAAAACUGGUAUCUGCUAACGUUUAUCAUGUGCAUCAUAUGGAUCGCGGUGGCCUCCUACCUAACGUCCUGGAUGACGACUGUCCUUGGCGACACCAUCGGGAUCCCGGAUUCCGUGAUGGGUAUCACGUUCCAAGCUGCUGGUGGCAAUAUGCCGGAACUCGUCUCGAUCGUAAUACUUUCCAGACAAAAUAACGGAGACAUGGCUAUGAGCAAUACGUUAGGCGCGAACACGCUCGAUAUCCUGCUAUGCCUUGGUCUACCGUGGCUGGUCAAGAUCCUUAUGGACCAGAAGGACAUCGUGAUCGUCUCGGAUGCUCUGCGUUUCAGCGUGCUCUCGAUCGUCGUGUGCGUAAUCGCCUUUUACGCGCUCGUCGCGUACUGCAAGUAUUUCUUGAACAAGAAAGUGGGUGUCAUUUGUCUGAUAUUUUACGCGAUAUUCUUGGUUUUUGCAUUAUUAUUCGAACUGAACGUCUUCUACCCGGUGAACUUACCUAUGUGCCCCCCCUAAAGUCGCCGUUUCACACGGCGGGUUACCACUCUUUAUUUAAUAGCCGAAUUUUCAACACGAGGAAGAGCGAAAGUUGCUUUUGUCAACUUUCAAGGAUGCACUCAGGAGAUCCACGCAAUAACAAAAGUUUUUAAUACGAACAUCAGGUCGAGAAAUGUCCAUCGUUGUUAUUCGCAAUCGUUGUCUGCAAUUUUUGCGGAAUUGUGAAGUGCUUAUCAUCCAAAUAUUUUUUCAGUUUUUAUUUUUACGUCUUAUUUAUAUUUUAUUUCUACACAAAAGAAAAAAGAAAUAUUUUGUUAUCAAGUUACCGAUCUAGAUAAUGUUUUGUAUUAAAGGAAAUGUAGUUUAAAAUAAAACUAUUUUGUUAGGAAUUAAAAAAAGAAAAUAUUUAAAAAAAUUUUCGCAUUGUUUUUUGUCUUGCACUUUUUUUAUAAUUAGCCCUGUAUGCGGAAUUCUGCAUUUAACUUUGUAAAUUAAUUGACCAUCAUUGUUAAUGUAAUAUUUAUGAUGUACUCAUGGAAUAUUUGUCGGUUUCUAGCAAGGAAAAAUCUAAUGUUCUAAUAGUUUGGUUGAGAGAGGAAGUUUUUUUACAGCGUUUAUUAUAAAAAUUAUUAUAUGUAUAUAUAAUUCAUACACUAGAUGUUAUAUAUAAUGCUGUAAAUCAUGAAAAGACGCAAAAGUAUACUUGAAGUGCCUAUUUUUGAGAUGGGCCAACCAAUCGCAAUCUAGCGAGCGU